AUGAUAAGUGCUGUUCAACAACACACUGUGGUCCAGACAACACCACAACAAAUCAUCAAGACUGAUAUCAGACGCGAAAUCAUUACUAUACCCCAGUCAACUGUACAACAACUACACCAACGAGAUACCCACAAUACCCCACCCGGAAUCAUGUCGUCCGUCGUCGGAGACCGAGGCGGCGCAAACAGUCCUCUGAACGAAACGGCCAAUAAUCUACAAGAGGACGUCCCCUCGACAAAGGUAGCUGAGGACACUGCACACGCAGGAGUCCAAGUAGCUCAAGACACGGAAAAAUCAGUACCGCGAUCAAUCCCGGAUGUCAACGACUCGGAGUCACAACUAGAUCAGUCUAAUGAGGGUGACGAGGGUGAAAUGGUACCCGCAGCAGGCCGCAUAAACGAGAACGGUGAAGUGAUUGACGACGACGGCCAAGCUAUUGGCAAAGUCACCACCGGAGACGCUAAGGAAUUCGUCGGCUUCGUCGUCACACAAGAAGGUGAUGUUCUUGAUAACGAUGGCGGAGUUGUGGGCAAAGCCGAGCCAUUGGAGGAUGUGGCGUCCGAACUAGGCAACUAUACGACCAAGUCUGGCAAGGAGGACCAAGGCGAGGAUAAGACUAAGGGUGGCCCGCUCGAUGGCGUCGGAAAGGCAGUUUCUGGCGUUGUUGGAGAUGUCGACAAGGCGGCCCAAGGUGUAACUGGUGCGGUUGGUGACACAACUCAAGAUGUUACCGAUACAGUCGGUGACGCUUCCGGUACACCAAAUGUAACGCAUAAGGUUGGCGAUACGGUGAAGGUAUGGGAUCGUCAAGAGCCUUCCCAAUUUUGGUCUGUCCCAGGAGGGUCCUUGUUAACACGCUUUAUGCAGGACGCUACCGACAAAGUAGGAGAGACCGGCAAGGGCGUUACGGACGUUACCGGUGAUGCUACCAAAACUGCAACCGAUACCACUGGUGAGGCUAUCAAGCCUGUCGAAGAUACCGCCGACAAAGCUACGAGCGGUGUCACUGAAGAUAUCACCGAUAAGGUUGAGACGAACGGCGAGGAUGUUGGUGACAAGGUCGGAGAGACGACUGAGGUCCCCGGCGAUAAGGUUGAGCAGAUCGGCGAGGAUAUUGGUGACAAGGUCGGAGAGACGACUGAGGUCCCCGGCGAUGAGGUUGAGCAGAUCGGCGAGGAUGUUGGUGACAAGGUCGAUGAGUCCAAUAAGAGCGUCACGGAUAUUGCCGACACCACUAAGAACGUAAUUCCUGAAGAUAUUGACGCUGAGGAUGCGACCAAUAAGCCUGGCGACGUGGUUGACGGAGCCAAAGACACUGCCGACGGCGGCUUCCGUGACGCUAAAGUCGAUGAAGUCGAGGGCGAUGUUGGUGCCAAGACAGAGGACGUUGUCGGUGAUCUAGGUUCGAAUGUUGACGAAGCCCAAAACGCUGCUGAGGGUGUCCCCAAGGAGGUUGAUGCUAAAGUUGACGAGGUCGAGGGUGAUGUCGGUACUAAGAUAGACGAAGUUGAUGACGAACUUGCUUCAAAGGCUGAGGGAGUCGAAGGAGAAGCUAUCGAGGCGCCUGACGGAGGGGAUGUUGAGGCUGGUGAGGUGGCUGAGAGAGUAGACGGGGCAGAGGGAAAAGUUGAUGAGCUUGCCGAAGGCGAAGUCAUCCAAAUCCCAGAAUUUGCCCCCUCAGUCGCCCAAAAAGUCGUCGCCAUGUUCGAAGGUCCCUUUACAGUCAAGGACGAUGGUCAAGUCACGGACCAAAACGGCCGCAUCUUGGGCCGCCUAGCUGAGGGGCAAGAUUACCAAAAUCUCAUUGGGAAGAACAUCAAGGGUAUUGACGCGCAAGGUAAUUUGCUGGGCGAUAAUGACACAGUCCUUGGUAAGGUCGACCUCGUGCCCGAGGGAACUAUUGCAGACCGCAUCAAGGAAGAAAUCCCCGAGGCUGGGGAGCGUCUUGACGCUCUCGCCAAACAGAAACUCCCUGAUAUAUCUGUCCUCGAAGGUCUGAAGAUAAACAAGGCCGGUAAUGUUGUGGACAAGAACGGCAACCUCAUGGGCCGCGUUUCGGAGGGGGACGUCAAGCGCCUCAUCGGCAAGGAGAUUGAUGCGGAAGGCCAAGUUUGGGAUGGCAAAGGCAAUGUCAUUGGCAAGGUAGAAGUCCUACCCGAGGCCAUUGAGAAUUUGUCCGCACCAUUCGAGGACUUCCCCGAUGCAACCGUCGACAAAUAUGGCAAAGUCAUCUUCGAAGGUCGACAAGUCGGUGUCGUCGAGGAUUUUGAUCAGCAGUUUAUUGGCAAAAAAGUCGACGCUGACGGAGACAUACUUGAUAAGAAUGGCAAUGUCAUUGGCAGGGCCAUACGGAAAGAGGCUGAGGAUGAGCCAGAGCCCGAAGUUGAGCAAAUAGAUUAUUCUGUACUCAAGGGCAAGAAGGUGAAUAAGUUUGGCAACGUUGUUGACGAUAAAGGUGCCGUCUGGGGUCAUGUUGUCCAGGGUGUACUGAAGAAUCUUGUUGGCAAAAAAAUUGGUGACAACGGAGAAAUUUUCAACGACGCUGGUCAGGUUAUGGGCAAGGCCGAGCCCAUCCCCGAAGCGGACCGUGAGGAUGCGAAAGAGCCUGCACCAUUCGAAGACUUCCCCGAUGCUGUUGUCGCCGACAAGGGCAAGGUUAUGUUCCAUGGCGAACAGGUGGGUAUCGUCGUUGAGGGUGAUGAGAAGAAGCUUAAGGGCAAGACCGUCGACCCUGAGGGCGAUAUCCUCGACAAAAAUGGUAAUCAACUGGGUCGUGCCGAGCGGUGGGAAGCGCCCGAAGAGGAGCCUGAGCCUGAGAUCGAUAUGUCGGCUCUUGCUGGAAAGCGCAUCAACAAAGCUGGUAAUGCCGUUGACAGUCACGGCGAUAUAUAUGGCCGUGUUAUUGAGGGAGAUCUCAAGCGCCUCAUUGGCAAAAUGUGUGACAAACAAGGCUUUAUUCGCAAUGAGGGUGGAGACGUCAUCGGCAAGUGCGAAUUGAUCCCCGAAGCAGAACGCGAUGGUAUGAACGAGGGUCCUUUUACUGAUCUUCCCGGCUGCACUGUCAACAAAGAAGGCCAUGUUGUUACCCCUGGUGGUGACAUUGUCGGCCGCCUUACCUCAGGGGAUCCUAAGGUUCUAUUCGGUCGCGCUAUCGACGACGAUGGUGACAUCCUCGAUAAGAAUGGCAAUGUGCUAGGCCAUGCCGAACGCUGGGAGCCUGAGGAGACGCCCAGGGAUGUGAACCCCAUGUCGGGCCGCAAAGUUAAUCGUGAAGGUAAUGUGGUCGACGAGAACGGGGAUAUCAUUGGCAAAUUGACUUCGGGCGAGCUAUCCAAGUGCGCUGGCAAGAAGAUUGACGAUGAUGGCGAUGUCGUCGACCAAAAGGGAUCAAUUUGCGGUCACGUCUCACUACUCGAAGACAUCCCUGAGCCGGAACCUGAGCCGGAGCCGGAGGGCGAAACAGAGGAACAGAAGGAGGAGCGUCUCAAGCUGGAGCAAGACCGUAAGAUUGCGGCCCAGAUCUGCACUUGUAUUGAACAUUCACUGGACAAAAUUCGGCCUAUUUGCAAGAUGAUCACGACGCUUAUCGACAAGGCGGAGCGGACGAAAGAAGAAGAACGCGAUGAGGAGGAACUUGUUAAGCAAGUUCGUCCCCUUAUCGAGGAAGGUGGCAAAAUCCUCACCGAGGCCAAUGGAGUCAUACGCGGUCUCGACCCUGACGGUCGUAUCUCGGCUAACGCCAAGCAUAAGACUGCGGCACGGGAGGCUACCCCUGAAGAGUACCGUCUCGCAGACUUGCUAAAGGAGCUUACCGGUACGGUGACUGAGACGAUUGAGAACGCUAAGCGGAAGAUUGAGGACAUGCCUCACGCGAAGAAGGAGCUCAACCCGCUCUGGGGACUGCUUGCCGAGCCGCUGUUCCAGAUCAUUGCUGCUGUCGGCUUGUUGCUCAGUGGUGUUCUGGGACUUGUCGGUAAGCUUCUUAAUGGGCUUGGUUUGGGUGGGCUGGUGAAUAACUUGCUGGGUGGAUUGGGUAUUACCAAGGUUUUGGACGGCCUAGGUCUUGGAAAGGUGCUUGCGCCGAUUACGGGAGGAGGUGGUGGUGGUAAAAAGAAGUCUGGUGGUGGUCUACUUGGCGGGAUUUUGUAA
Messenger RNA from Pseudomassariella vexata, 4149 nucleotides. RefSeq lists its product as uncharacterized. The transcript has 2 exons. The coding region runs from base 1 to 4149 and encodes 1382 amino acids. Lineage: Eukaryota; Fungi; Ascomycota; Sordariomycetes; Amphisphaeriales; Pseudomassariaceae. The record is from RefSeq and is a predicted model, not a curated record.